AUGUCGCAGCAGCCAGCACAGGCUCCGGCGCCGGUGAGGCUCAUCACGGCGUUUGGCAGCCCGUUCGCGCACCGGGUGGAGGUGGCGCUGACGCUCAAGGGGGUGCCGUACGAGCUGCUCGUGGAGGACCUAGUCAAGAAGAGCGAGCUGCUGCUCGCCCACAACCCCGUCCACCAGUCGGUCCCCGUCCUCCUCCACGGCGACCGCGCCGUCUGCGAGUCCCUCCUCAUCGUCGAGUACGUCGACGAGUCCUGCCACGACGACGAGGGGUUGCUGCCCCGGCUCCUCCUGGCGGACCCCUACGACCGCGCCACGGCCCGCUUCUGGGCUGACUUCAUCGCCAACAAGUGCUUGAAGCCGCUGUGGCAGGCGAUGUGGACGGACGGCGCGGAGCAGGCGCGGCUGACGAGGGAGACGAAGGAGGGCCUGGCGAUCCUGGACGCGCAGCUCGACGGGAAGCGGUUCUUCGGGGGCGACGCACUCGGCUUCGUCGACCUCGCCGCCUGCACGCUGGCUCACUGGCUCGGCGUGCUGGAGGACGUCGCCGGCGUGCGCCUGAUGAACGAUGGCGUUCCCGAUGCCGAGUACCCUGCUCUGCGCCGGUGGGCCAUGGAGUACACUCAGGGUGGCGUAUUGGCCCGCUUGUGGCCCGCUCGGUCCUGGCCUGCUAGAUAA
This is a messenger RNA of Triticum dicoccoides, 675 nucleotides long. Its product is annotated as glutathione S-transferase U8-like. Gene Ontology annotation, cellular component: cytoplasm. Gene Ontology annotation, molecular function: glutathione transferase activity. Lineage: Eukaryota; Viridiplantae; Streptophyta; Magnoliopsida; Poales; Poaceae. The transcript is spliced from 2 exons. The record is from RefSeq and is a predicted model, not a curated record. The coding region runs from base 1 to 675 and encodes 224 amino acids. Gene Ontology annotation, biological process: glutathione metabolic process.